Messenger RNA from Alosa sapidissima (American shad), 4771 nucleotides. RefSeq names its product melanoma cell adhesion molecule b (gene mcamb). The transcript is spliced from 20 exons. The record is from RefSeq and is a predicted model, not a curated record. Lineage: Eukaryota; Metazoa; Chordata; Actinopteri; Clupeiformes; Clupeidae. The coding region runs from base 89 to 2149 and encodes 686 amino acids.
UAGUCAUUCCCUCGGCUCUCCCUCAGUCCGCCUCUCGUCUCUGCAGCAGCAGCUUGGACCAGGCACCUUCUGGACAGGAUCCCGCAGCAUGGCUUUGAGUGGUUUUGUUCUCGCAGGACUUUACAUCCUCGUCCUCGCCAGUCAAUCGUUGGCGACAAUAGAGAUAAACAUGGAGGAUCGUGUGGAAGUCUUACUAGGAAAGCAGGUUGAGAUCUCCUGCCAGUAUAAGAUGGACAGCGACCCCAGCACAGUAAUCAUCCAGUGGUAUACAAAACCAGCUGGCUCCAACAGUCAAAGGCAACGCAUCUUCUAUAAGGACAACACAGGGGCGAUACUGGACCAGGACUCGUCCCUGGCGGGCCGGGUAACGGUGCACGACAGCAUCCCUGGAUCUGUGGUUGUGAUCGUGGAGCCGGUCCAGUUGGAGGACGAGCUGCUCUUCAUCUGCCACGUGAACACGGCCACCGAGGACGGCAAGGAGGGCAUGACGCAGCUCAGAGUCUUCAGUAAACCAGAAGUUCCCAAAAUUGAAGGAGUGCACACCGGGAUAUCUGUCAACGAAAAGGAUCCAACCCAGAUUGCCACCUGUCACGUCAAGAAUGGCUACCCCCUGCCCAAUAUCACCUGGUACAGAGACCACACCCCGCUGUACAUGAAGGAAGGAGUGCUUGGAGUGACCAACCAGGUGACGAGGGACACCAACAACCUGUACACAGUGAUAAGUGUCCUUCAUAUGAAAGUGAAGAAGGAGGACAAGGAUGUGUUCUUCUACUGCGAGUCUUCAUACUUUGUGCCUGAGGGGACAAGGAUGACCGAGUCCGACCGCAUCAAAAUCAACGUGCACUACCCGUCAACGUCUGUGGAGUUAAGACAGGUGCUUCCAGAAGGUUUAGUGAAGGAGGGGGACACCGUGGAAAUCAGAUGCUUUGCUGACGGAAACCCAACACCACCAUUGACCUUCAAACAUAAUGGAGAGGACCUGAAUGAGCAGUUGCUGACUGAUGACCAGCAGGGGGUGGUGUUGCGAUACGCAACACGAAGUGAUGGGGGCAUGUACACUUGCACUGCCCUGGACCUGGAGACUCUGGAGGAGCUGGAAAACGACAUGGAGCUGAGUGUGCACUACCUGGAUGAGACUGUGGUGGUUCCAAAGUCACCAGUGGUGCUGUCCCAGGGCUCCUCCCUGCAGGCCACCUGCAAUGCCCUCUCUUCUCUGGACACAUAUACGGUCUGGUUCAAGGAUGGUCAGUAUGUCUCUGAUGGCCACACAUUGAAGAUUUUUAAUGCUUCUAUGGACACAUUUGGAACAUACCAGUGUUUAGUGACCGCUCCUAAGCUGCCUGGCCUGCAGUCACAGAGUUUUCUAGAGGUGUUUGUGCAGGGUCAGCCACAGAUCACAGACGUCAGGGAGGAGGACCUGCAGGAUGGUGAGAACUCUGUGAACAUCACCUGUGUGGUGCAGGGCUACCCCACACCCUCAAUCACCUGGGACUUACCUGACCAGGAGCAGGACCUGAAUGGACUGUCCAGUAGCAUGGAGAUCCCUGGUGGUGGUGGUGCCAUCAGCACCCUGACAGUGAAGGCCACAUCCAAGCUGUCAGUGGUCUGUGAAGCAGUGAAUGAGUUUGGAAAAGACAGCCGAGUCCACAAGAUUGAGUCCAUUGAACCUGAAACGACUCCCCUUCCCACUACUACUACUCCCCCAACAAUAGUGUUCGACACCACUACUCCAGGCAGCGUUCAGAUAGGUUUGUCCUCCACAACGGAGACUGAUCAGAGUUCAGUGGCGCCAGAAAGUAAUGCUACAGCUGGCCCUAGUAUCAAGUCUGUGCCAGAAAGUAAUGCUACAGCUGGCCCUAGUACCAAGUCCGGCGGGUCGGUAACAGUAAAGCCUCCAAGGAGAGUCCAUAAAGAGGGCAGUGGCGUGAUCAUCGCAGUCCUCAUCAUUUGCGUCCUUCUGCUGGCCAUCCUGGGAAGCGUCCUCUACUUCCUGUACAAAAAGGGCAAGAUUCCCUGCGGACGUUCAGGAAAGCAGGACCUAACAAAACAGAAGUCUAAUAAAGAUGCCAUCGUCAUGGAGAUGAAGACUGAUAAGUCAGACGAGGCCGUUCUUUUACAGGGAGUCAACGGGGAGAAAAAAACUCCCUAGUGAGCAGAGUGGAGUUACCGGACAUGCGGCUGUGACUGCUCUGCCCUGAGAGCAGAAGCAGUGUGCUCCGACCCACCGUCCAGAUGCCACUCAGGGGCCUAACCCUAACACAGCUAUCCACUCCUGCACCCCACCCCACCCAAGCCAACCCCACACACCUCCAGAUCCCACACCGAUACCCCACACAGCCCCACACAUCCACGAAACACAGUUACCCUCAUAAAUUCCUAAUGUACAACUACCAAACAUAUCUAGACGGAAUCCAAUUACCAAACACAUCUAGCCAAAUUCACCUACCAAACACAGUUACCUUCGCACACCCAUGUGUAAGUCCAGCUCCACACUCUAGAUCCACAAGCACCUAUCUGCCCUGCCAGCCAGUGAUCUACAGAAUGCUGCAGGUCAUACCCGUCCUCUGCCACUGCCCCGUGGCCCCGUGGCUCCCCCCCCCCCCCAAAUCUCUGCUCUGGCCUCUUGAUCCAGGUUGAAGCCCUGCUGCCCCACCCCCUCCCCUCCCCCAUCUCACCUCUGUGGAGAGAUGCUCUAACAGUGUUGUAGAGUUUAGUGUUAUUCCAAGAGUCCCGGUAGACCAGUUAUGCAAUCAGAAGCCCCUGGCUAUAUAAUGUAUAUAUUAUCUACUGUACAUAUUCCUGGAGAGCAGGUGACUUUAGGACAGAUUUGGUCCAGAUCUAGUGCCCAUCUGAGCCAGAUCAAGGCCAGGUGCGCGCUAUAGUCAGCUUUGAUCUGGGUUUAGAUAUUUAAAAUAGAUGAAGAACAUUUGCAAAGUGUUAUGAUCACAGAUCCAUGUUUUGAGUUCUUUCUUUCUGUUUGUUUUGGAUAUUUGGUGUUUUUUGUUUUGCUUUGUUUUGUUUUGUUUUGUUUUGGUAAGGAUAUGUUCAGAGUUGUGUAUGUGUUCGGGGUCUUUGUGUCGCCUCCUGCUGUUAAAGCUCUGUUGUUUUAGGACAAAUGUUGACAUUAAACAAGACAGCUUUGCCACCCAACUACUGUAGCGUGUGGUGGAGACAUUGGGUGACUGAAUCUGCCUUCAGUUCUAAGGGCAAAAUUCAAGGAGAUGAAUCUGACAAGAAACUGUGAUAUGAGUUAUAGAGGGAGUUCCUGUCAUUUGUAGUACUUUAUCUUAAAAUCACUGCCCUCUAGAGCACACUGUGCAAAUCAGACAAUGGCCAUUCUCAGUUUUGACAAUCAGCUGAUCUGUGUUGAAUUGCUCCCUAAUAUCACCUUUCUGCCUCAUUUGAGUGUGUGCACUGAAUCAUUUUGGAUUGUCUAUUGUAUGUUAAAAGAGAGAUCAAAACACACACACACACACACACACACACACACACACACGCACACACACACUUUGUUUCAUAGUUUCCAUAAUGUUAUAGAUUUGUUAUAGAAGUUUUGUCUACACCCCUUAGAACUUGUCCAUCCCCUUCACACAAGAGAAACAUAGAAACAUAACAGACCAAACUCUUCAGUUUUAAGGCAAAUGCGCCACCUAUUGGUGACAUAGAGGAAAGACUUAAUUUCAACUAUAAUUUUCUGUUUAGUUUUUAUGCCAUCUUAUUAUUAUUACCUGCUGUCUGUGGUGCACUGUUUUUCGUUAGUUUUUUUAACAAUAAGUCUUUAUCUUUUGGCCUUAAGUAAACUUAAGCAUUUAGCUUUAUGCAAAUUUCAACCUCUCUGUGUUUUUUAUUCUGCGUUUAAAUCGGGCAACUUGCCAGCCACCUAAAAAAGUGCUACUCCUGGGCCCAUUGCCUUUGCUCACCCUCAAGCCCCCAACCUGUCUGCACUGCAGAGCUCCUGACCAGUGUUCUGUCGAACCAGUGAAAUCAGUUGGAUGCAGCUGACUGAGGAGCUGACCCAGCCACCAGGCCUGAUUGGGGCCUACUCUGGUACGAACCAGAGCCGUAUCCGGGCCAGAGCAAGGACAGACAGGGAUCAGAUAACGUGCUGACUUAGCUGCCAUCAUGGUGUGAGUCAGAAUAUUCAUGGUGUGAGUCAGAGACCUCUUGACCUGUAUUCAGUGUUGAAGAUGCAAAUGGUGAAGUAGGUGAUGUUAUGUAGAUUUAAGUAUGUAUGUAGAUGGCACAAGAUGCAGAAUUAUCCAGAAGUCAAAGACUGCACUUUUCACAUAUGUCAUUCAAAGCACAAAUGUUCAUUAUUUGCACCUCUACACAGCAAGGAACUAUGCAUAGUUUCCCAAACAGUACAAUGUCUCAUUGCAAAGAUGAAGGCAGAGAUCCUAUUUUUAUGUUUAGCAAGUAGAGAAAAAUCAAGUCAAUACAAUAAGUCAUUUUUCAGUCAAAGUACAUCCAUUAAUCAUAAUCAUCACAUCAAGAUGAACAGUGAACGUGUUGUUAAAGACAUGAAGUCUCAGGUCAAAACGCCCAGGGGCUUAGAGCCUGAUUGUACUGACUGUUCACACAGGCUGAAGCAUGUGACUUUUGCUUGGGUUGUCCAGGUAUAUCCAAUCAAGUGAUUUUUAUACUCUUCUACUGAUUUCUAUUCUGUAUUUUUAUGUUGUGUCCAUGAGAGUUUGUGUCUAAGGCCUCUUCUUUUACUUGCUUUUUAAAAUGCUCUACUUCUGUGCCUUUACUGAAAAUAAAAUAUAAAAAU